Physcomitrium patens is the source of this 3296-nucleotide messenger RNA. Its product is annotated as V-type proton ATPase subunit a3. The record is from RefSeq and is a predicted model, not a curated record. Gene Ontology annotation, molecular function: proton-transporting ATPase activity, rotational mechanism; ATPase binding. Gene Ontology annotation, cellular component: vacuolar proton-transporting V-type ATPase, V0 domain; vacuolar proton-transporting V-type ATPase complex. Gene Ontology annotation, biological process: proton transmembrane transport; vacuolar acidification. Lineage: Eukaryota; Viridiplantae; Streptophyta; Bryopsida; Funariales; Funariaceae.
CGAAGCAAUGCAAAGCAGAAGAAGGGGGUCUUUGAAAGGGGAAAUGAGGGGCGUUGUAUGUGUUGUUUAUUAGGGCCUGGUUCCAUAGAUUCUAUCCUUCUUAGCCUUCUCUUCAAGCCAUUCUUCACUCCGCAUCAUCGCUGCUCUCUUCGGGUGAGGAUAUUCUAAUCGCUCACCCGACCCACCUCCCACUUUUCUCAUUUUUUCCCCUAUUUUCCCAUAUCUCGGGAAGCUUGAUGAGUCGCAGGAGUGUUCCUGGGAUUCGACAUCAAUUCUUCUCGUUACUCGAAUCCCCUUGCCUGUCAGCAGCUUGCAGAACUUUGUAGCACAAGUUCAGUGAUUGGUUUUGAGCGAAAGGGCUUUGUUCUUUGUUUUAUCGAUUUUUGUCGAAGCGGUUUGGAUUCUGGGACGGAGGAGGAUUGUUGUGGCGGUUUUGGAUUGGAAUUGUAGUGAAGAUGGUCGCCAUGGACCUGUUCCGGUCCGAAGAGAUGUCCCUCGUGCAGCUCAUCAUCCCCGCGGAGUCGGCUCACGACACCGUCACUUACUUGGCGGAACUCGGACUGAUCCAGUUUAAAGAUUUAAAUCCAGAUAAAAGUCCAUUUCAGCGAACUUAUGCCAACCAGGUUAAGAGAUGUGGAGAAAUGGCCAGGAAGCUACGUUACUUUCACGACCAAAUCACGAAAGCUGGUCGAACAGCCACUUUCACGGCUACAUCAGACAGGAGUAUCGACUUAGAUGAACUGGAAACGAAACUGACGGAACUUGAAGCCGAGUUGUUAGAAAUCAAUGCAAAUUCGGAUAAACUUCAACGCAGUCAUAGUGAACUUGUGGAACUCCAGUUAGUACUACACAAGGCAAGUGAGUUCUUCAGUUCAGCAAAGAAUUCAGCAAAGAAUGUGCAACAACGAAGUGCUGAAGACAAAGGAUCUUCCGUUGAAGAUGGCAUUGAGCGCCCACUUCUACAGGAACAGACCGAGACCUCGAAAUCAGUCAGAUUGGGCUUUAUCUCAGGUGUUGUUCCCAAGGCUAAAGCAGCGUCUUUCGAGCGCAUUCUUUUUCGAGCCACUCGAGGCAACAUGUUUCUUAAACAGGCUCUAAUCCAAGAUGCUGUUACAGACCCUGCCACUGGUGAAAAGGUAGAGAAAACAGUGUUUGUAGUUUUCUUUGCUGGAGAGCGUGCGAAAACCAAGGUUAUCAAAAUCUGUGAGGCUUUUGGGGCUAAUCGCUAUCCUUUUCCUGAGGACCCCAACAGGCAGUGGCAGAUGAAGUCUGAGGUUGAAACAAGGCUGAGCGAGUUACAGAACACGCUAGAUGCUGGUACUCACCUGAAGGAUAACGUUAUUAACAAUAUUGGAUCCAACUUGGAUCAUUGGACUGUGAUGGUGAGACGAGAGAAGGCAGUGUAUCACACCCUCAAUAUGUUGAGUAUUGAUGUCACGCGCAAGUGCCUCGUUGCUGAAGGGUGGUGCCCUGUCUUUGCAAAGCCCAAGAUUCAAGAUGCUCUCCAAAGAGCAGCACACGACAGUAAUUCUCAGGUCAAUACAAUUUUCCAAGUUCUUCAUACCAAGGAGUCUCCACCUAGUUAUUUUGAAACAAACAAGUUCACUAAUGCAUUCCAAGAAAUCGUGGAAGCUUAUGGUGUGGGGCGGUAUCAGGAGGCAAAUCCUGGAUGUUUUACUAUCGUAACGUUCCCCUUCCUGUUCGCUGUUAUGUUUGGUGAUUGGGGGCACGGUAUUUGCCUACUUUUGGGGGCGCUUUAUUUAGUGUUGAAUGAGAAAAAACUUGGAAAACAGAAACUCGGUGAUAUUAUGGAGAUGGCUUAUGGAGGUCGUUAUGUAAUUCUUUUGAUGGCUAUUUUCUCCAUCUACACUGGUUUCAUAUACAAUGAGUUCUUUUCAGUUCCGUUCGGUAUUUUUGGGGGAACGGCUUAUAGGUGUCCUGACCCACAAUACUCUGUUGAGAAUUGCCCAGUGGCGUCUACUUCUGGACUGGAGAAAUGGUCGUACGAGCCUUAUGCAUUUGGGGUAGAUCCUGUUUGGCAUGGAUCCCGAUCAGAGCUCCCAUUUACCAACUCAUUAAAGAUGAAGAUGUCAAUUCUGUUGGGGAUUUCUCAGAUGAAUCUGGGCAUUCUAUUGAGCUACUUCAACGCUAGAUACUUUCGAAGCGCUCUUGAUGUUUGGUAUCAGUUUAUUCCGCAGCUGUUGUUCCUCAACGCCCUCUUUGGGUAUUUAUCAUUUCUGAUCGUUCUGAAAUGGUGCCAAGGCAGCAAGCCCGACCUUUACCAUGUCAUGAUUUACAUGUUUCUAAGUCCUACUGGUGAUCUUGAAGAUAACCAGCUCUUCUCUGGCCAAAGUUAUGUUCAGAUUGUUCUAUUGAUUAUUGCGUUAGUUGCUGUUCCCUGGAUGCUGUUCCCAAAGCCUUUGCUGUUGCGAAGGCAGCAUAUGCAGAAACUGCAGGGUAGACAUUACACUGCUUUGAGCCGCUCUGAUUACUCGUCAUCAGAUGAUGAGGGAACCGGUGAGCAUGACGAAGAAGAGUUCGAGUUUGGUGAAGUACUCGUCCACCAAAUGAUUCACACCAUUGAGUUUGUGUUGGGUGCCGUGUCCAACACUGCUUCUUAUCUGCGACUCUGGGCAUUGAGCCUUGCACACGCACAACUUUCUGCGGUGUUCUAUGAGCGAGUCCUCAUGUUUGCUUGGGCGUACUCAAACCCAGUGAUCAGGCUUAUUGGUCUGAUUGUGUUCGCGUUUGUAACAUUCGGUGUGUUGCUUCUAAUGGAGACGCUGAGUGCCUUCCUCCAUGCUCUGCGUCUUCAUUGGGUGGAGUUUCAGAACAAGUUUUACCAAGGAGAUGGUUACAAAUUCAAACCAUUUUCAUUCAACACUUGCUCAGAGGAAGAUGAUGCGUAGUGGACAUCUUGCAGAGGAUUGGAGUUCUAUUGCUCUGCCAACUACUUGAGACUAUUCAGGUCUUCUGCAAACUGUAUGUAGCGAUUCAUAAUAAUUCUCUAUGGUGAGAUUUCAGUCAUCUGCAUCACCUUGGCGCCGGAUGUAGAAUGUUGGCAUCAUUCGGCUUUGGCAAAUAUUGUGUAACCAAGUACGUUGUGGUGCUCUCAAAAUAGAAAGUUCGCUCUGCAAGCUUUGGCACGCUAGUUAAAGCUGAUGCACUGCCAGACGUUUCAGAUUGCAAUUCUCAAAUGAAGAGUAUGCAGCAUAGAUUUCAUGAUUCUUUCUUGGGUAAUAUCUUGAACAUCAACACUGGUUUUAAUUAUUUGUUGUUCUGAAGAUUGCUGACAA